This is a messenger RNA of Malurus melanocephalus (red-backed fairy wren), 1465 nucleotides long. RefSeq names its product astacin like metalloendopeptidase (gene ASTL). Lineage: Eukaryota; Metazoa; Chordata; Aves; Passeriformes; Maluridae. The transcript has 13 exons. Gene Ontology annotation, biological process: proteolysis. The record is from RefSeq and is a predicted model, not a curated record. Gene Ontology annotation, molecular function: zinc ion binding; metalloendopeptidase activity. Bases 41 to 1270 code for a protein of 409 amino acids.
AGGGGCAGAGAGAGGGACUCGUGCYCUGUCCCGGUGCACAAUGGAUCUGAAGAGAUUCCUGAUCUUCGCUUCAUUUCUGCUUCACGCUGCCCUGGGCUUCCCUAUUCAGGAGAACUACGAAAACACCACAGCAACAACAGAACCUACAGAGGUCACUACACAAGAGGACAUAUAUGAAUCUCCUGAGCCUACAGAGGCUGAUGAUGAGGAUGAAGACAUUUUUAACAAAAUUCUGAAAGUCAACAAAGACAGCUCUCAGCUCCUGCAGGAAGGGGACAUAGUUCCACGAAGGAGUCGCAGUGCCAUCAACUGUCGCCACUGUAAYUGGCCCCCGUCCAGUGAUGGGAUUGUUCGCAUUCCCUAUGUAUUGGAUCCUACUUAUGAGGCRGGCCAUGUGAAAGGGAUUCAUGAUGCCAUGGCAGAAUUUGAAGCACUGACUUGUAUCAAUUUUGUGAAGCGCCAGACAGAGCGYGACUACAUCAGUAUUAGAUCUGCUGAUGGCUGCUGGUCCAACUAUGGGAAAGUAGGAGGUGGACAGACUGUCUCUGUGAUGAAAGGAGGCUGCAUGUGGAAAGGAGUAAUUCAGCACGAGCUGGAGCAUGCUCUGGGCUUUUUGCAUGAACACUCUCGAAGUGACAGAGAUAAACAUGUAAAGAUCAUGUGGGAGUACAUCAGUCCAGCUGACAGAUCAGACUUCAAGAAAUUUGAGCACUCCAAUAACCUGGGUCUUCCGUAUGACUAUUCCUCAGUGAUGCACUAUGGCCCAUACACAUUCUCCAAUACCACUGGGAAAGCAACUAUWGUACCAAUUCCUGAUGGAUCAGUCCAUAUUGGACAGAGGCAGGGGAUGAGCAACUUGGAUGUGGCCAAAAUCAACAAACUUUACAACUGCAGUCGUUGCAGCACAAUUCUUGAUGGACCUUCUGGAUCACUGAGAUCUGCCAACCACCCAAGGAAUUAUUCAGAUAACACCAACUGUGUCUGGCUCAUCCGAACCCGAUCCAGAAAGGUUGCCCUGCACUUUCAAGCCUUUGAGCUGCAGAACACCAGAGGCUGUCAGGGUGAUUAUGUUAAAGUUUAUGAUGGAUCCAGCAAGUCUUCUCCAGUUUUAAUGGACAAGACCUGUGGMUCAAAGAUACCCAAAUACAUAGUUUCAUCUAGUAAUCUUAUGCUGGUAGAGUUCAUCACAGAUGGUGCUGGUACAGCUUCRGGUUUCCAAGCCAACUUUACUGCUGUGAGGACCCAAAGAAGAUUUAGAAUCCGCAACUGACUAAAUGAAUAAGAACCUAUUCUGUGAAUAUUGAAAUUAUGUGUUUCCUACUUUGUUCCUAUCCUGGCUUGGAUCAGUAUGAAAUUUAAUUCUAUUAAGAAUCAAAGUUUCCAUCUUCCUGGAAAAGUUUACUCCCCAAGCCAUAAAAAUGUACAAAUUCUAUACAUUUCGUGUGCUCCWCCUUUUGUCUGCACA